Molecule: messenger RNA, 5967 nt
Organism: Mus caroli (Ryukyu mouse)
Lineage: Eukaryota; Metazoa; Chordata; Mammalia; Rodentia; Muridae
Gene: Abcc4
Product: ATP binding cassette subfamily C member 4 (PEL blood group)
Biological process (GO): transmembrane transport
Cellular component (GO): plasma membrane
Molecular function (GO): ATP hydrolysis activity; ABC-type transporter activity; ATP binding
Source: RefSeq, a predicted model, not a curated record
AACUUCGGCAAAGUUUGCAACCGGUCUCAAGCACGUGCGGCUCCCCGGCCCGGCUCCGCGUUCUCCGAGCCGCCCCCGGUCACCUGCGCGCGGUUGGUCUCUGUGGUUUCCCCAGCGGCCGUGCCCCUGCGCUCUCACGAGACACGCCGCUCCCAGGCUCCAGGAGGCGGCGGCGACAGCGCGUAGCGGGCGCCCCGAGGAGCCCCGAGAGGCGGGGUCAGGGCGGGCCGGCGCUUGGUUCCCGGAAGCCGCUGCUUGCCUGCGAGGCUCCAGCCGAGCUGACCGGCGCGGCGGCCGGAGCUCCAGCAUCCUCACCCGCGCUUCCCGGAGCCGCCGCCCGGCCGCGCGCACUGCGGGCGAGAUGCUGCCGGUGCACACCGAGGUGAAACCCAACCCGCUGCAGGACGCCAACCUCUGCUCGCGCGUGUUCUUCUGGUGGCUCAACCCGCUGUUUAAAACUGGUCAUAAGCGGAGACUGGAAGAAGAUGACAUGUUCUCAGUGCUUCCAGAAGAUCGCUCAAAGCACCUCGGAGAGGAGCUUCAACGGUACUGGGAUAAAGAAGUUCUGCGAGCCAAGAAGGAUUCGCGGAAGCCCUCCUUAACAAAGGCGAUCAUAAAGUGUUACUGGAAGUCUUACCUGAUUUUGGGGAUUUUUACGUUAAUUGAGGAGGGCACCCGAGUAGUUCAGCCCUUAUUUUUAGGGAAAAUUAUUGAAUAUUUUGAGAAGUAUGACCCCGACGACUCGGUGGCUUUGCACACAGCUUAUGGCUACGCAGCAGUGCUGUCCAUGUGUACGCUCAUCUUGGCCAUACUACAUCAUUUGUACUUCUACCACGUGCAGUGCGCCGGGAUGAGGCUGCGGGUCGCCAUGUGCCACAUGAUUUACCGGAAGGCACUCCGGUUAAGUAACUCGGCCAUGGGGAAGACAACCACAGGCCAGAUAGUUAACCUGCUGUCCAACGACGUGAACAAAUUUGACCAAGUGACAAUCUUCUUGCACUUUCUGUGGGCAGGGCCGCUGCAGGCCAUCGCGGUAACCAUCCUCCUCUGGGUGGAGAUAGGAAUCUCCUGCCUGGCGGGCCUGGCCGUUCUGGUUAUUCUUCUGCCUCUGCAAAGCUGCAUCGGGAAACUGUUCUCCUCACUGCGGAGUAAAACUGCGGCUUUCACGGAUGCCAGGAUCCGGACCAUGAAUGAAGUCAUAACAGGCAUGAGGAUAAUAAAGAUGUAUGCGUGGGAGAAAUCGUUUGCUGACCUCAUUGCCAAUCUGAGAAAGAAGGAAAUUUCCAAGAUUCUGGGCAGCUCCUAUCUCAGAGGGAUGAACAUGGCGUCGUUUUUCAUCGCAAACAAAGUCAUCCUGUUCGUGACCUUCACCAGCUACGUGCUGCUUGGCAAUGAGAUUACAGCUAGCCACGUGUUUGUGGCCAUGACUCUGUACGGUGCCGUUCGGUUGACAGUCACCCUCUUCUUCCCGUCAGCCAUUGAGAGAGGGUCAGAGGCCAUCGUCAGCAUUCGGAGGAUCAAGAACUUUCUGUUACUCGAUGAACUACCAGAGCGCAAAACCCAGGAACCAUCUGAUGGCAAAGCCAUUGUCCACGUACAAGAUUUCACCGCUUUCUGGGACAAGACACUAGACAGUCCAACCCUGCAAGGUCUUUCCUUUAUUGCCAGACCUGGUGAGUUGUUAGCCGUGGUUGGCCCAGUCGGAGCAGGCAAGUCGUCGCUGUUGAGCGCAGUGCUGGGUGAGCUGCCCCCUGCCAGUGGGCUGGUCAGCGUGCACGGGAGGAUCGCCUACGUUUCUCAGCAGCCCUGGGUGUUCUCGGGCACCGUGAGGAGCAAUAUUUUAUUUGGGAAGAACUAUGAGAAGGAACGAUAUGAGAAAGUGAUCAAGGCCUGUGCUCUGAAGAAGGACUUGCAGCUUCUGGAGGACGGGGAUCUGACUGUCAUAGGAGACCGGGGAGCCACGCUGAGCGGAGGCCAGAAAGCUCGGGUGAACCUGGCACGGGCCGUCUACCAGGACGCCGACAUCUACCUCCUUGAUGAUCCGCUCAGUGCUGUCGAUGCAGAAGUGGGCAAGCACCUGUUCCAACUGUGUAUCUGUCAGGCGUUGCACGAGAAGAUCACCAUUUUAGUGACUCACCAAUUACAGUACCUCAAAGCUGCAAGCCACAUCCUCAUACUCAAAGAUGGUGAGAUGGUGCAGAAGGGGACUUACACGGAGUUUCUGAAAUCUGGUGUAGAUUUUGGCUCCCUGUUAAAGAAAGAAAACGAGGAAGCAGAGCCCUCCACAGCCCCAGGAACCCCGACACUCAGGAACCGAACCUUCUCCGAGGCCUCAAUUUGGUCUCAGCAGUCAUCCAGACCCUCGUUGAAAGACGGGGCCCCAGAGGGCCAAGACGCAGAGAACACGCAGGCAGUGCAACCCGAGGAGAGCCGUUCAGAAGGGAGAAUUGGCUUCAAGGCCUACAAGAAUUACUUCUCGGCGGGCGCAUCCUGGUUCUUCAUCAUUUUCCUUGUGCUGCUUAACAUUGUGGGCCAGGUUUUCUAUGUUCUUCAGGACUGGUGGCUUUCCCACUGGGCAAACAAGCAAGGUGCACUGAACAACACCAGAAAUGCGAAUGGAAAUAUAACGGAAACCCUAGAUCUCAGCUGGUACUUAGGAAUUUACGCAGGUUUAACUGCGGUCACUGUCCUUUUUGGCAUAGCAAGAUCCCUACUGGUGUUCUAUAUCCUUGUGAACGCUUCCCAGACUUUGCACAACAGGAUGUUUGAGUCCAUCCUGAAGGCUCCCGUGUUGUUCUUCGACAGAAAUCCAAUAGGGAGAAUUUUAAAUCGUUUCUCCAAAGACAUCGGACACAUGGACGACUUGCUUCCCCUGACGUUCCUAGACUUCAUCCAGACGCUGCUCCUCGUCGUAAGUGUGAUCGCUGUGGCGGCGGCCGUGAUCCCUUGGAUCAUCAUACCAUUGGUUCCUCUCUCAGUCAUCUUCCUGGUUCUUCGGAGAUACUUCUUAGAAACGUCACGGGAUGUCAAGCGCCUGGAAUCCACAACACGGAGCCCGGUAUUCUCCCAUUUAUCGUCCUCCCUCCAGGGACUCUGGACCAUCCGGGCUUACAAAGCCGAGGAGAGGUGUCAGGAGCUGUUUGAUGCACACCAGGACUUGCAUUCAGAGGCGUGGUUCUUGUUCCUGACGACAUCGAGAUGGUUCGCCGUGCGUCUGGAUGCCAUCUGCGCCAUCUUUGUCAUCGUCGUUGCCUUCGGGUCCCUUGUUCUGGCGAAGACUUUGGAUGCUGGGCAGGUUGGCCUGGCCUUGUCCUACGCCCUCACACUCAUGGGGAUGUUCCAGUGGUCUGUGCGACAGAGCGCCGAAGUAGAGAAUAUGAUGAUUUCUGUGGAGAGGGUGAUUGAGUACACGGACCUAGAGAAGGAGGCGCCUUGGGAGUGCAAGAAGCGCCCACCCCCAGGCUGGCCCCACGAAGGAGUCAUCGUCUUCGACAAUGUGAACUUCACCUACAGCUUAGAUGGGCCUCUGGUUCUGAAGCACCUGACUGCGCUCAUCAAGUCCAGAGAAAAGGUUGGAAUUGUGGGCAGAACCGGAGCUGGAAAAAGCUCUCUCAUCUCGGCCCUCUUUAGGCUGUCAGAACCCGAGGGGAAAAUCUGGAUCGAUAAGAUCUCGACAACCGAAAUUGGGCUUCACGACUUAAGGAAGAAAAUGUCAAUCAUACCACAGGAACCUGUUCUGUUCACUGGAACCAUGAGGAAAAACCUGGACCCCUUCAAUGAGCACACGGACGAGGAGCUGUGGAGGGCCUUGGAGGAGGUACAACUUAAAGAGGCCAUUGAAGAUCUUCCUGGAAAAAUGGAUACUGAAUUAGCAGAAUCGGGAUCCAAUUUCAGUGUUGGACAGAGACAGUUAGUGUGCCUUGCAAGGGCGAUUCUAAAGAAAAACCGAAUACUGAUCAUUGAUGAAGCAACUGCAAAUGUGGACCCAAGAACGGAUGAGUUGAUACAACAGAAGAUCCGGGAGAAGUUUGCCCAGUGCACAGUGCUCACCAUUGCUCACAGACUGAACACCAUCAUUGACAGUGACAAGAUAAUGGUUUUGGAUUCAGGAAGACUGAAAGAAUAUGAUGAGCCGUAUGUCUUGCUGCAGAAUCCAGAGAGCCUCUUUUACAAGAUGGUUCAGCAGCUGGGCAAGGGCGAAGCCGCUGCCCUCACCGAAACAGCAAAACAGGUAUACUUCAGACGGAAUUACCCAGAUAUUACAUUCACCAGCCCCGCGGUUAUGAACACCUCCAAUGGACAGCCCUCGGCCUUAACAAUAUUUGAAACAGCAUUGUGACCACCAGGACAUCAUUGUAGAGUCUUUAUUGAAGGUGUUCCCCACCCCGCCCAGGGGCUUGCACUUGGAAGACUACAGCACACCUGGUUUCCUUUCUUUCUGCCACAGACCCUUCACAGACGAGAGACUGCUUGGUGUCUUUGGAUUUUUCCCUCCGACUUUAGUCUGUGAUUUCAGGUUCUAACAACAUGGCCUGUCGUUUUAUUUUAAAAGUUCCUGGUGUUCUUUACAAAUCUAGUUCUGAGGUGCAGGCCACCACCAGCAGCGUCUACCAGGCUUUGUGCCUUAACAGACUCAAGGGCUGAAGCCCAUUCGUUUUAUAAGCUGUCACCGUGGGCUGCUGCUUCCUCUUGCCUUAAAAGUACCCUCUCCAGGUGUGUCAGGGACUCUGUUUACUUGAAGACUGUGUGCAGUUGCCAGUUUGUCUCCCUGCUGUCUUUGAUUGAGCUAGGACUCAUAAUUUCCCUGCAAAGGUCUCUGGUUAAAAUAGAAUAGAUAGAAUUAACAGGAACCACAACAACAACAACACCCCCCCCCAAAAAAAAAAUCCAUAUAAUUUAACUUUGCUGGAGAGAGACUAUCCCAGCACCUAUACAUAUACAAAGAUAUAUGUCUAAAGUAUGGAAGACAUUUAUGUUGGAAAAUCAACUUCUGCUUUCUCAGAAUGGGAGACCGAGCAGAGGUUAGGCACCCCUCCCCCUCGCGUCCGUGAGUCCCUCUGGGCGGCUUGUGCACUGAUCGGAUCGGCACCGUGACACUUCCCCUGGACUGUGACUCCCAAAUGCAUAAUGUUAAUCUCGUUUGGCUUCUGGUUUACAGAAGGUAACGCUCCUAUUGGCUGUGAGCCGUUGGUGAAAUCUUUUCACAUCGACACCAACUGCUCUCCCUGGCUCGUGAAAACCUGAGCAUCGUUAGAGUCGUCGGCUGUACGCGCUCAGGAUGCUGUGCACAAGCCAUGCUCUCUAAAGCCCAUCCAGAUUAGUUUAGCUAAUGGCAGGUCUUAAGGACCUUGUGAUUAGUCAAUCAACAAACCCACAACACUUCCUAGGACCUGAUGUGCUUCAUGUAACUAUAGGUCUGAAAAUUUUCUGGGGGAUGGUGGCAAGGGUCUAUGUCAGGGUUCAAGUUACUAAAGGUUUUACUGUCAUAAUUUAAAGGGGACUCUUCACGACCCGUCAUGAUAAACCAUCUUCAAGUUAUCUGUGUGUGUGUGUGUGUGUGUGUGUAUCAGGUUUUUAGACUGGUGGACAGAACAAAGCCUGUUUUAACAGUGGAACCUUAAAGAGCACACCUACACCAAACCACCAAAACCACGCGGAGCACAGUGACUGUUUGACUCUUGGUAUUCAGAAGUCUGUAAUGAAUGUAAUGAUGUUUAGGCCAGUAAAUGAUGUACAUUCAUCCUUUAUUGGUAGUCACAGUUUAUAUUUCAAGAGACGGAGAUGCAACGCUGACAAUAUUAAGAUAUUUGAAUAUUUAGAAAUGUCUUAAUGUAUAUAUGUUUAUGUUUAUUUGGUCCUGAGAAAUUAAAAGCGGUCAUACAAAUAUGUUCCUACUUCAUUUCUACUUUUCACACCAUCACAGGACAAACCAAAGUCAACUGAAAUAAAUGACAGUUUCCAUCCCCA